This is a messenger RNA of Drosophila navojoa, 1972 nucleotides long. RefSeq lists its product as uncharacterized. The record is from RefSeq and is a predicted model, not a curated record. Lineage: Eukaryota; Metazoa; Arthropoda; Insecta; Diptera; Drosophilidae.
UUCCAGAGUGUUCAUCGACUCCAUCGAAUGCUCUCCAGCAAUCGAUUCAGUUUGACCGAGUCCCUUGAAGCUACCGCAUCGCGAAGCGCAAGAAACAGUCCAAACAAUGUUAUUGGUGACGUCGCUGCAGGUCUUCUUGCUGCUCUUAUCAGCGCCACGGCAAUUGUUCGCUUUCAGAUAUUACGACCUUGAAGACGUUGGUUUUUAUGGGGCACGUGGCACAGAUGCGGAAUGUGACGCCCACUUGGUGAUUAAGAGCUGGAUCAAUGAGCAGAUUGUGACCAAUGCAAAGUUAACCAGUCUCAACCUAAACUUGGGCAAGGUGCUGGAUGUCAUAAAUAACACGAAUCCCAAUCAGGCUGGCGAGGAGCAUUGCUGUUUCUACGAGAAUAAAACGAUGAGUACUAUAUUCAAAGGCUUAGGCAAACUGACGACCACCAGCGAUACGCCAAAUACCAACCCGCUCGAAGCAACUGGCGAUUUGGGCAAAGAUCUGGACAUCAUUUUGGAUCAAUUGAAAGCAAUAUCAUCGAAGAAAAUGAAAACUUGCUGCGAGAAAUUGGCGGAAAAUCUGAAAACAGUCGAAGCUGAUUUAAUGAAAGAAUUAGAGGAGGUACGCAGGAAACUGAAGAAACAGCACGGAGAAGUCAACGACCAAGCAGAUAAGCUAAAGAAAAAGCAAACUGAUCUAGAGAAUCAAUUGAAGAGUGUCACGAAUCGCAUCGAGGAGCUGGAGAAGCAGCAGAAAGUCAACAAAGAGGAAGCGGCCAAAUGUUGCAAGGAGUUGAACGACAAAGUGAAUGAAUUGAACAAGCAGCUAGAGCAAGCCAAAGCUGAGGCCAGCAAGAAAGCCAAACAGCUGGAGAAGGACAUCAACGAUCUAAACCAGAAGCAACAGGAGCAUGCGAAUAAGUUGGAUAUUCUACAAAAAGAAACCGAGAAACACGGUACAAUUAUUGCUCAAACAACGCAAGUUUGCAUUGAUAACUGUGGAAAUGGAACUGGAAAUGGACCUAACAAAAUCAAAGAACUGGAGCAAAUGAUUGUUAAUCUGGUCGAGAAGUUCAAUCAAUUGUCCAAUUUAUCGAUUGCCACAGCAAAUUGUUCGAAAAUCAUGGAAGAACUAAUUGAAAUUCAGAAUACACUCAAUCAACUGGGUAAUCAAACGUCAGGCAACAACAAUUGUCCCUCCCUGGCGGAAUUGCAGGCAGAAAUCGAAAAGGCUAAGCAGUGCUGCAAUAGAAUCGACGCAUUAUCCCAGAAACUGGAUGACAUGAUGAAACAAAUUGAGGAAUUAAAAAAUAACUACACAAAACAUGUGACACAGCUAGAAACGAGCUUAAGUCAGGUGCAAGAGAAGAUCGAUAAUGCUUUUGCACAAUUGCAGAACAUCUCCACAGCAAUACAAACAUGUACUAACGGCAAUGGAACCGAUGAAUCCGAGGCCCAGGCCAAGCGCCUUGCAGAUCUGCAGAAUCAGGUUAACUCGCUGAAAACCAUUCUGAAUAUGACCCAAACAAAUCUCAAUAUUAAUGAAGCAAAGCUCGUCCAGCUUGAUAAAACUCUCGACGAGAAAUGGAAAGAAUUUCAAAAACUCAAUGCGGAUCGCCUGAAGAAUUUGACCGAAUUCAAAGACCAGACGGAGAAACGUUUGUAUGAACUGCAGCUCCUAUUGAGCAACAGUUCAAGUGCGCCCGAUCAAAACCUAACUGAGCGCGUUAUUAAGUUGGAAAAGCUACAUGAGAAAAUGCUAGUGGAUAUACAGAGGAUACUUGAGCUGCAAACGAUGAUCUUAAAUCUGGAAAAUCAGCUUAAAGAGGCGCUGCAAAAGUUAAAAGACCACGACGCAAAGUGGCCCAUCAAGUACACCAAAGCCUACUACACCAAAGCGUACUACAACAAAGCGUACUACAACAAAGCGUACUACACCAAGGCCCACUCGACGCAGCACGCCUAUCAGCAUAAUUGGUAG